This is a messenger RNA of Hippocampus zosterae (dwarf seahorse), 4550 nucleotides long. RefSeq names its product SR-related CTD-associated factor 4a (gene scaf4a). Gene Ontology annotation, biological process: negative regulation of termination of RNA polymerase II transcription, poly(A)-coupled. NCBI's taxonomy places the organism in Eukaryota, Metazoa, Chordata, Actinopteri, Syngnathiformes, Syngnathidae. The record is from RefSeq and is a predicted model, not a curated record. The transcript has 18 exons. The coding region runs from base 160 to 3051 and encodes 963 amino acids. Gene Ontology annotation, molecular function: RNA binding; RNA polymerase II C-terminal domain phosphoserine binding. Gene Ontology annotation, cellular component: nucleus.
CCGCCGACCCCGCACGCGCAGCUAACCUGCUCCGAAGCUAGGCUAGCCGCUUAGCUGCGAGCGACGGACAUGUUGUGCCAACCCUCGCUGGAAUAAACGUCUUGGGCAGCAGGUGCGAACAGGGGGGACGUCGUUGCGGGGUGGGGCCGCUGGACCACCAUGGACGCUGUCAACGCCUUCAACCAGGAGUUAUUCUCCUUGAUGGACUCGAAGCCGCCAAUUUCUCGCGCCAAGAUGAUCUCCAUCACCAAGUCGGCCAUCAAGGCUAUGAAACUUUACAAGCACGUGGUGCAGAUUGUGGAGAAGUUCAUUAAAAAGUGUAAGUCCGAGUACAAGGUGGCGGGUCUGUACGUCGUGGACUCCAUCGUCCGCCAGUCACGGCACCAAUUUGGCGCCGACAAGGACGUGUUCGGGCCACGCUUCACCAAAAACAUUGUGGCCACCUUCGAGAACCUCUGCCUCUGCCCCAUGGAGGACAGAAGUAAGCUGGUACGCGUGCUGAACCUUUGGCAGAAGAAUGGCGUUUUCAAGAGCAACGUCAUUCAGCCCCUCCUGGACAUGGCCGCCGGCGCCAGCAGCGACGCCGCGCCUUGCGCCGAAGAUCCGGCUUCCUCCCCGCUGACCCCGACCAAAGACCACGCGGUGAACUCUGCCGCGGCGCCCUGUGCCCCGCCGCAAAAACAGGACCCCUUCACCGCCGUGGCGCAGCUCUUCCAGUCCACGCAGGGUCAGCAGCUGCAGCAGAUGCUUCAGAACUUCCAGCAGCAGCCCGUUCAAGCGGAAGCCGCCCCUCAGCCUGCGCUGCCCGCCCCCCACUCGGACACCCCGAGCGUGGCCCCGGUUUUGGGCAAUGCCCUCCCGCCGCAUGCGCCCCAGGCCGGCCAGCAGAAGACGGCGUUUGACAAGAUCCUGUUGGAUCGUUUUGACUACGACGACGAGCCCGAAACGGGAGAGGACGCCAAGGAGGACGUCUCGCAGACCACCUUUAUGCAGCAGCUUCCAGCCUUCCAGCCACCGACGAUGAACAUGACUCAGGACCCCCCCCAACAGGGUCUUCUCCCUCCCAACGGCCAACUCCCGGCCUACGGUCUAGUGCCGGGACAAGGCUUCCAAGGGAUGACGCCUCAGAUGGGCCAAGUGGUCCCGGGCCAGCCCUUCUCUGGUCCCGCGGGACAUCCUGGCUUCCCGGGAGGUUAUCCUCCUCCUCCUCCUUCUCACUCGGCCCAGCAGCAGCAGGAUUCAACCGUCGAUUCGGACCGUUCCUCCACGAGGGACGGCAAGCAUGGCCAAACGUCACGAUCGGGCUCCAGGUCCCCGAAAAGAAGGCGAUCGCGGUCCAAUUCCCGCACGCGGCGCUCCCGCCACCGGCGUUCCCGCUCCCGCGACCGACGCCACCAUUCCCCGCGCUCUCGCUCGCAGGAGCGCCGGGAAAGGGAACGCGAUCGGGAGCGACGUCAAAAAGGUCUCCCGCCGCCCAAGAGCGAGACGCUGAGCAUCUGCAGUACCACUUUAUGGGUGGGCCAGCUGGACAAGAGGACUCAGCAGCAAGAUGUGGCGAGCUUGCUGGAGGAGUUCGGCCAGAUCGAGUCCAUCAACAUGAUCCCUCCGCGGGGGUGCGCCUACAUCGUCAUGGUCCACCGGCAGGACGCCUUCAGGGCCCUGCAGAAGCUCAGUCGAGGCGCCUACAAAGUCAACCAAAAAGCCAUCAAGAUCGCUUGGGCUCUGAACAAAGGCAUCAAGGCCGACUUGAAGCAGUUCUGGGACGUGGAGCUGGGGGUCACCUACUUGCCCUGGUCCAAAGUCCGCGAGGAACAGCUGGAGGAGCUGAAGGAAGGCGGAAUCCUGGACGGGGACACUUUAGCGCCAGAUUGGAGGACCGCGAAGAAAGCUCUGGAGAACCCACAGGAGCUCACCCACAACGGCGGUGCUGAGUCGCAGCAGCCCGAGGACGCCCACGUGUUGACUCCGCUUCAUCCGACGCAGGUUCCGCCGAUGCUCGCCAUGAGCUCGGUGCCUCCGCCCGGCUUCCCCGCCAACAUGAGCAUGCCGCCGCCUUCCUUCCCACCCGGCAUGCCCCCGCCGCCAUUCAUGAGACCGGGCUUCAACCCCAUGCAGAUGCCUCCAGGUUUCCCCCCGCCCGGGGCCAUGCCUCUCUCCAUGCCGCCGCCGCCGCCGCCCUCCAAAGGGGACGACAUGCCUCUGGUUAGCAGGAAGCACGAGGAGGUCCCGGACGCUCCCAACUUCAGCAUCCAGCCCCAGCCGGGCGGUUUGCUGGGGGCCCGGCCCGGUAUGAUCCCGCUGCAGCGGCCCCCGGGCCCUCCUCUGCUGCACGUUCAGCGUUUCCCGCCGCCGCCUGUCCCGCCUCAGAUGGUUCCCAGGGGCUCGCACCCUCCCCCGAUGCGCCACGACACCCCUCCGCCGAAAGGAGCCUUUGGGAUGCCCCACAGCAUGAGGCCGCCCUUCCCACCUCACGGGCCACCCCCUCAAGGUCCGCCCCCUCACGGCCCGCCGCCUCAAGGCCCGCCUCCUCAAGUUCUACCUCCUCAAGUUCCCCCUCAUCAAGGUCCGCCCCCUCAGGGUCCCGCCCUUCAGAGUCCCCCUUUCAUCCGGCCCGGCGCCCCACGUGUGAUCGAGGACGAUGACGGCCGCCCUUUUCGGGGCGAGCGUUCCGGAUUCAGGGAGCGGGAGCCGGAGAGAGAGCGGGGAUUCGGUGGCGCCGCCAGGCGCCCGUUUGGCGGCGACCGCUCGGACGCCAGGGACCGACUGGACGGUGGCGGAUGGGACAGAGACAGACGGGACUGGCGAGACCGGGAGAACGGCAGCAGAGAGGCCCAGGAGAAAGGGAAAGAAGGCGAGCGGCCUAAGCGGCGGGAGAGGGCCAGCCGGUGGGAUCGCGACGACCGCCUGGCUGAGCUGGACAAAAUGGACAAGGUCCGGACCCUUGACGCCGUUGCCGCGGGAACAGCCGAAGCGCCCCGAAAGACUGUCGAGUCGGCACCUCCCGCUGCCGAGUCUUCCAAGGCAGCGCCGCCCUCUGUCGAAGCCAAAUAGGAAGCGACGUCGUAGCAGGUGCUCUGUCUCCCUCUAGCUGCAACUACGUGAACUGUGACUUGAGCGCCAAGUGAACAUGUUGCCUCGUUUCCCUCCCUGUACAUUGUGUGAAUGCGGCAUGGCCAUUUUACUUGUGCUGCUUUCAGCUUUUACCUAUUUAAUCAAGUUUGUAGAUUUCUUUUUAACUUCAUGCUUUUCAGCCACUCCAUCCCAAAAUACAUUUUCAAGUGCUACUUCAUCAUCUUCAUUAUUCUUUUCUUUGUUAAGGUGGGUAAGGAUUGCAACUAACAGUUAGAUUAAGCGGAAUAUUAUUUGUCAAUUUAUCACCGAAUAUGAAAAAUACAGGAUUUCCAUCACAUCUGAUUUGGUUAAAAAAAUGUCAAAAUGUCAAAUUGUUAUCCAAAGUCAAAUCAGAUGUUUGUAAAAGUCAUAAUUGAACAGAGAUCGUCAGACUGCUUUCAUGGACUGUAGAAAACGGAAUAUUUAUAGUUCAGAUGAGAAAUGCUGAGGAUUUGCACAGUUUACAUUAAACGAGUUAUCGGAAACAAUCAUCAAAAUUGUUGAUUAAAUUAAUUAGAGCUUGAUCAAUUGAUUGAUUCGUGCACCUCUUGGGUACAAAGUGGCAUUCAUUUUGAGCACCUUGCUUGCAUGUUUACUUUUGACCCUCCUAUUGACUGAGUUUAAACAAAUCUUGAAACAUUUUUAAAAGUUUUUGGGCGUAAUUUUUUCCUGUCAGUCUGAUUUGGGGGAUUAUUUUUUUAAAUUGGCACGUUUUGAGUUCAUGUGAACCAUUUUAAAGUGGAAAUAUCUUAGGCUAAUAUUUUUAAAAAUGUCUUAUGCUGGUCUAGCUUUUUUUUUAAAAAAAAAUCCUCCACAAGGGGCUAAAAGUUGGGCAGGGGAGGGUCACACCGUAUGUAACAUUUUAAGUUUCACAAAUGAGUCCUACUUGGAGUGGAAAGUAAAUUCUUAUGUGAAUGCCCAGAACAUUUGCAGUCUUUUCAUCUUAUGUAAUUUUUAAUACUACAAAAUUAAUCUGCCUAAUUAUCCGAACAAUGCCUGAGGCACUCCUAACUAAUUGUCAGUCAUUCUCAAGUUUUUCCAAAGUAGGUUGUUGCUGUUGUUUUGUUUUUUUCCUCACACUUCCUUGUUUGUUUUAUUGUUGUUUUUGUUUUGCAUUGGCAAACUACUGUAACAUCCGUAACACCUGCCCCAUUACUUGAAUCAUUUGAAUCCAGAAGGAAAAUCGAGUCAAAUGACAGCUCGGGCUCUCCACUGUAAAUAUGCUUUUCACUGUCACUAGCUGGCCGUUAUCAUGACGAUGCUCCUCAUUUGUCCACCGACAGCACAGCCUUUGAAGGACCCAGAAGGAAUCGUAACUUUUGCUUUAAGCUCUUUGGCCGUGUGAACGGCUUUGUUAACCCUUCAAAAAGACAUCGAUGUAAAGUGUUCAACAUUUCAGCCACAAAAAAAUGUUUUUAAUAAACUAUUUUUGUACCAAA